Messenger RNA from Capsicum annuum, 624 nucleotides. RefSeq names its product cytochrome b-c1 complex subunit 8. Bases 164 to 382 code for a protein of 72 amino acids. The record is from RefSeq and is a predicted model, not a curated record. NCBI's taxonomy places the organism in Eukaryota, Viridiplantae, Streptophyta, Magnoliopsida, Solanales, Solanaceae. The transcript has 2 exons. Gene Ontology annotation, biological process: mitochondrial electron transport, ubiquinol to cytochrome c.
GGGCUGGGCUACACUUAUUGAGCCCAGAAGCCCAAACGAAUUUUGUGGAAAAAGAACCUUCCUCCUCCAUACACCAAAUUCCCAAUUAUCAUUCAUUCAUCUCAAUCUCGAACCCUAACUUGUUCAUCGUAUCGAUAGGAGAAAUCAAUCAAUCGCCAUUAAAAUGGGGAAACAACCAGUAAAACUGAAAGCAGUUGUUUACGCUUUAUCUCCAUUCCAGCAGAAGAUUAUGACCGGUCUAUGGAAGGAUCUUCCCGGUAAAAUCCAUCACAAAGUCUCUGAAAAUUGGAUCAGUGCUUCUCUAUUGCUCGGUCCUCUCAUCGGCGUUCACUCGUAUGUGCAGCACUUCCAGGAGAAGGAGAAGUUAGAACACAGAUACUAAUGUUACAUUCCCCAUUUGAACGAGGGAGGACCUCUGUUUGUAUUUUUGUUUUGAACAGGAAAUAAUAAGUCAUGUUUUGGAACUUUCUACCAUCAUUUUGAGGAUAUUUACUUUUAUGGCCUAUUAAAUGCAAACUAGUUGAUUUUUGGUCUUUUGAAAUGUUUGUACAUCCUGAUUCUUGUACUGGGAUGGUUGGAUUCUGUAAGUUCAUCAUACUCAAUUCAUUUUGCUACUUCAUCAAA